Molecule: messenger RNA, 636 nt
Organism: Panicum virgatum (switchgrass)
Lineage: Eukaryota; Viridiplantae; Streptophyta; Magnoliopsida; Poales; Poaceae
Product: dehydration-responsive element-binding protein 1A-like
Exons: 2
Coding region: 1-636 (211 amino acids)
Biological process (GO): regulation of DNA-templated transcription
Molecular function (GO): DNA-binding transcription factor activity; DNA binding
Source: RefSeq, a predicted model, not a curated record
AUGGCGCGGGGUUCUGAAAACUGCCGUGAUGACCAAAAGCCCAAAAGUGAUCACUGUGAACAUGAUGGCCAGCGCCUCCAGGAGUUCAUCAUCAUCAGCGGCAUCCAUCCUGAUGGCAAUGCCGGGCGGUGGGUGUGCAAGGUGCGCGUGCCGGGCCACUGCGGCUGCAAGCUCUGGCUUGGCACCUUCGACUCCGCCAAGGCCGCGGCGCGCGCGCACGACGCCGCCACGCUCGGCGUCGUGGGCCUUGGCGUCUGCCUCAACUUCGCGGACUCCGCGUGGCUGCUCGCGGUCCCAGCCUCGUACACCAGCCUCGUCGAGGUGCGCCGCCCCGUCGCCAAGGCCGUGGAGGAGUUCCGGCGCCGCGAGUCGCUCCGGAGGAGGAGGAUGCGCGAUCAGCCACGUACGUCGUCGACGCCGUCCUCCCCCGGCAGCGUCGAAGACGAGGCCUCGACCGACGGGGAGGAGUCCUCGCCUGCCGCCGAUGACUCGCCAUUCGAACUGGACCUGUUCGGUGACCUGAGCUCGAACUUGUACUACACGAGCUUGGCGCAGGCGAUGCUCAUGGAGCCACCGUCCACCGUCGCGGUCUACUACGAUGAGGGCAUGGCCGAUGUGCCUCUCUGGAGCUAUUAG